This is a messenger RNA of Phytophthora nicotianae INRA-310, 1107 nucleotides long. RefSeq lists its product as hypothetical. NCBI's taxonomy places the organism in Eukaryota, Oomycota, Peronosporomycetes, Peronosporales, Peronosporaceae. The record is from RefSeq and is a predicted model, not a curated record. The transcript is spliced from 6 exons. Bases 1 to 1107 code for a protein of 368 amino acids.
AUGACGCGAGAAGCAAAGAAGGAUGACUUUUCACCUUACGAGAUUCUGCAUGUGCUGGGAUUGCUCAUGGCGCGUAUGCUGAACACGCAACGUCGCCGGUUUCAAGAUCAUUACCAAACUGAACGUGUAGGAGCUGUUGCCCGCGGCACUUUCAACGAUUACAUGCCUCGGCAUCGCUUUGAGCACAUUAUGUCCAACUUGCACUUUACAAAAAUUGCAGAUGUUCAAGCCACCCGCGAUCGAGCCUGGAAAGUUCACUCGGUGAUCGAUACACUCCAAGAGAGGUUCCCGCUUGGAUACCAAACCCCUCCAGUUCUCUCUUUUGACGAAGGAAUGAUCCCAUCGCGGAACCGGAACAACCCAACUCGCCAAUAUCUAAAAGCGAAGCUCCCAAAUGGGGGAGACGAACACGAGGCACAGGAGGGAAACGCCACGUCGUCCCGUGCCCAUCCAUGGUGCGUGACUAUCACCGUUGGAUGGGAGGGGUCGACAUACACGAUCAGCUUCGACUUCAGCGCAAUUGUGAACGCCUAUAUCGUGUUCUCCGAGGCACAAAAGCGAAUUGACGUCAGACCUACUUCUCACGCUGGGUUUUUGCUGGAGCUCCAUGCACAGCUGUUGGCGAUGAAGAGAGAAGUCUUCGUUGAGAGGUCUACCGCCUCGGGUGUUAAUAGUGAUGAGGAAGAUCUAGCACCGUUUACAAGAGAUCACGAACCAGCGGAAUGCCCAGACUGGCAGGUCGUAAAUGGCGUUGCAAGCGUCGUCAGAGGCAAUGUAAACAAGUCCGACAAAGCGCAGUUGUUUCUGUGCAACAAGGUGUGGAAGCACUACCCUGGAAACUCAAUGACGUGCUUUCAGAUCUGGCACAAGUGGGAUAAUGGAGCAAAGCGCCCACACCCGCGCUGCGGGCGCGACAUUCAGAGCCGAGCAGCUGGAACAGGUGGAGGAAAGAAGCGCGAGCGUCGCGAGGCUGGCAGGGAAGCAGGAGACGGGCAGGGACGCGAUAGUGGCGAGGGGGACGCACCAGACGACGAUGGCGAAGAUGUGAAUAGUGAUGGAGACGGAGUACACUCAAGUGGUGAGGAUCAACAACAAGACGAAGAGUAA